AUGGCGCCCGAACGGUGGGACGAUGAGGAGGACAGUGUCUCCCCUCCUCCUGUGGCUCCUCGUCGCAGAUUCGACGAUGAAGAAGAAGAUGAGGUCCUCGACUCCUGGGACGCCGCUGAAGACUCCGAAGUAGAGCGGGAAAAGGCAGCCAAAGCGGCCGAAGCCAAGGCUAAGGCCGACGCCGAAGCUGCCGCAAAGAAGAAGAGCAAGUCGCAGCGUAUACAGGAACACAAGGAGGAGCGCAAAAAGAAGGCCGAAGAGGAGGAUUCCGACAGCGAGGAGGAGGACGAUGCCGACAAGAGAGCCCGUCUGCGCCGCGCCCAGAAGGAUGCCGAUCUCAAGCACGCUGAAGAUCUGUUCGGUGAUAUCGACCUCAACCGGAACCGCGGCGCCCCCAAGGCUAUCGUUAUUAGUGACUCGGCCGACCCGACGCAGGCCGUCGAUCUUUCUGCCAUGCCUUUAUUCAAGCCUACCACUAAGGAGCAGUUCGCUCGUUUGACUUCCACCCUUAUCCCGCUCCUGACUCCCCAUUCGAAGAAGCCUCACUAUUCCCUGUGGGCGCAGGAGUUUGCUAAGCAGCUUGUUAAGGAGCUGAACAGCGCAGAUGUCAAGAAGAUCGCUAGUGCUAUGACUACUAUGAGCAACGAGAAGAUGAGAGAGGAGCGCGCCGCUGACAAGGGCAGCAAGAAGAGCAAGGCGGCCAAGACGAAGGUGUCACUGGUUACUUCCAGAGAUAACAAGCUUGAUGCUGAUUAUGACAAUGGUGAUGAUGGAUUGGGUGAUGACGAUUUCAUGUGA
Molecule: messenger RNA, 798 nt
Organism: Aspergillus oryzae RIB40
Lineage: Eukaryota; Fungi; Ascomycota; Eurotiomycetes; Eurotiales; Aspergillaceae
Product: eukaryotic translation initiation factor 3 subunit J
Exons: 3
Coding region: 1-798 (265 amino acids)
Cellular component (GO): cytoplasm; eukaryotic translation initiation factor 3 complex
Molecular function (GO): translation initiation factor activity
Source: RefSeq, a predicted model, not a curated record